Rosa rugosa (rugosa rose) is the source of this 1575-nucleotide messenger RNA. RefSeq lists its product as uncharacterized. Bases 1 to 1575 code for a protein of 524 amino acids. The record is from RefSeq and is a predicted model, not a curated record. Gene Ontology annotation, molecular function: RNA-DNA hybrid ribonuclease activity; nucleic acid binding. Lineage: Eukaryota; Viridiplantae; Streptophyta; Magnoliopsida; Rosales; Rosaceae. The transcript has 4 exons.
AUGCCUUUUGGUUUGAAGAAUGCGGGAGCCAUGUAUCAGCGAGCAAUGAACCUAAUCUUCCAUGACAUCUUAGGGAAGAUUCUAGAGGUUUAUAUAGAUGACGUAGUCAUUAAAUCCAAGCAGCGGUGUAAUCACAUUGCGGAUUUGCGAAAGAGAGGCAUUGAAGUAUCAGAAGAUAAAGCUAAAGCAGUUAUCAAUGCCUCACCACCGCGAACAAAGAAGGAGUUGCAAAGGUUGUUGGGAAAAAUCAAUUUCCUACGACGGUUUAUAUCCAAUUCCACCGGCAAGAUUCAGCCUUUUUCUGCUCUACUAAAGCUGCAAGGACAAACAGAAUUUGUGUGGGAAGUGAAGCAUCAAGAGGCCUUUGAUAGCAUAAAGGCCUACCUAGCCAACCCACCUGUUCUCGUUCCUCCGAAACCGAACCAACUGCUCAAACUCUACAUCUCAGCGGCAGAAGCUUCAAUAGGCAGCCUGCUGGCGCAAAAUGACGAAGCUGGAGUGGAGCAUGCCAUCUUCUACUUUAGCAGAACGUUAACAGAUUGCGAAACUAGGUACACACCAAUGGAAAAGCUAUGUUUAACGUUAUACUUCUCUGCAUGUAAGCUGCGCAACUACAUGUUGUCAUUUACUACAUGCAUAAUCGCUCAGACCGAUCUGGCUGUGAAGGGUCAAGCUAUCGCGGAUUUUCUAGCACAUCAUCCCAUGUUGGAUGCUCCAGAGCUUCGCGAGCUGGAGGUCGCGGCAAAUUUAUGGGGAAUGGCAUGUCAUAUACAUUGCUGCAAACCUUUCACCGUUAGCCAGGCAGCAGUCAUGUUACAGCCGUGGGUAUUGUACUUUGAUGGUUCCCGAACAGAUACCAUGGCCGGAGCCGGAAUCGCACUGGAGAACCCGGCUGGAGAUCACUUCUCGUACUCAUUCCAGUUGGAGUUUCAAUGUACCAACAACCAGGCAGAAUAUGAGGCCUUAAUCAUAGGCCUAGAAGUACUGCUGGAAAUAGGAAUCAGAGAUGUACAAAUACUUGGCGAUUCUCUCUUGGUUAUCAAUCAGUUGUGCAAUGAGUUCAGAUGCAAUAGCUUCACGUUGGUCCCUUAUUGGAACAGGACAUUAGAACUGUUGGACCAAUUUGAUAACGUACACCUUGAGCACAUUCCUCGCGAGCGAAAUUUUGCCGCGAACGAGUUGGCCCAGCUGGCAACAGGGGUAACAUUGAGAUAUGGCGUGCGGGAGAGAAUCCUUAAAGUCGAGCGUCGUACGCUUCCUUCAUGGAUGGCGAGAAGAGAUACUCCAGACGAUACCUCAGUCGCGACCCUGGAAUCCAUUGACGUGGAUUGGCGCAUCCCUUUGAUCAAUUAUCUCAAGCAUCCUGAUCAGACCACGGAUAGAAGGAUUCACUAUCUUGCCCUCAACUACUUCCUCAGAGGUGAUGAACUUCGCAGACGAGGAGAAGAUAGCGUGGAUUUCAGAUGUGUUUAUGGCCGCGAAGCGAAACAACUCAUGUCCAAAGAUGCGAUGGUUGCUCAGACGACAUGGAUAUUUUUGGCCCAGUAUCUUGAAGGAUUGUAUCACGUUCGCUAA